UGUGCUGUAGGAUGCAGACGAGCGUAUUGUUGGGCGCGCUUUUGACAAUAUGUUUGUGUUGUGGGGAGAUGGCGUCCGGACACGUAUGCAUCCACGACACUCUUAGGAGGGAGCACCGGGAAAGAUCCUGGCAAGACGCAACGACCAGGAGUGGCGAGGUUUCGAAGCAAAAGUACAUGGAUUUAGGUCAAAGCAGCGACGGCAACGAGGAGAAGGAGUGGAUGCCUCUGAGGAUUUUGCCACUGUAUUUGCUGGCGCAAGAGGACCUUGAUAGUGGCCUCGCCAAGCUGUGGCUCAGUUCCAACGCUCUAACGUCUCAGGGGCUCGAAAGGAGGACGGAGGUGGUGGGUGUGUUGAACAGGGCGCUGAUGUACCUGUCGAGCCUGCUGAACGUGAAGAGAGACAGGAUCAACGCCAGGGUUCUGGAAAGGCCGAUCGAACUUGAAAGUGAUGUUUACAUACAGUUUAGCGAGGGGUUUGCGAACAAGUCGAGGGAGGCGAAUUUUAUUGUGAUUGUGACGGCGAUGGGGAUAAGCAUGAAGGGGGUGGAGGCCUAUUCCAUGAUGGUUGACAAGGGAGAGAUAGACGGGAGGCCCAUGCUUGGGUGGGUGAACUUGAACCCGGACACGUUGUUCGUGAGCGAGGACGGGGACUUCCCCAGGUCCGAUUACAUAGCCUUGACGUUUUUGCACGAGGUGACGCACCUGCUGGGAUUCAACGUGCAGUGUUUUGAGGAGAGGGAGAUAGUUGGAAAUUAUCACAGGAUAGGGGGCGGCCAGCCCAAGCAGAGCGUGAUGUACAUCAAGUCGAAGAGGGUGUUGAAGUUCGUGAAGGACCAUUUUGGCUGCGCGAACUUGCCUGGCGCGUUCUUGGAGGACAACGGGGAGGAGGGGACGUUUUCUUCCCACUGGGAGAAGUCGAUGUACUUGGACGAGUACAUGAUAGGGGACGCGGGUCCUGAGGCCAGGGUGACCAGACUGACGAUAGCGGCGCUGGAGGACCUGGGGUGGUACCGAUACACGGGCGCGAGGUUGGACGCGUUGGUGUGGGGUGCGAAGGCGGGGUGCAAGAUGGCCACGACGUUCGGGUGUAGCGCGUGGCCGGCGAGCUAUUCGUGCAGCACGCUCGGGGUCGUGAGGUGUGCUAAGACGCUGGGUGGAUACGGGCCGUGCGUUGAGGACUCGAAUUCGUAUUUGAUUGGAGAGGGGUGUCGAUAUUACAAGCCGUUUUACUCCUGCAGCGAGGGGGAUCGCAUCACGGAGACGGGGCCUUCGGAAACUCACUCGGUGUGUAUAGAGUCGUACAUUCCGAGUGCGAAGGGGAGCACAGGCAUAUUGACGUGUCGAAAUGCGGUCUGUACGUCGGAUAGAAGAGUCAUGAUCGAGUACAACAAGAACUACUUCUCCUGCGAGUCGUUGAACAAUCAGAGACUCGCGGACGUCGGGUACAUCUCUUGCUCGGAGGACCGAAGUGCGCUCUGCUCGGGGCAGGACAUCGACGUGUGGCCGAGCUUGACCGACGUGAAUCCCAAGAAGGCGCCUCCAAGCACGAACGUUGUCAUCACGGGGUCGGAGCUUUCGCCGGACGGCCGCCUGGACAUCGGUGGCCCGUGCCAAUACGUGGGGCCGGUGGGCAACGGCAAACUCGUGUUCUCGCUCCCAAACGCGGAGGUCUGGAGGAAAAGACUGGUCCGUCACCGGAAGUUCGACGUACUGUACAUAGACCCGUACGGCAGGAGCGACAUACUGGCGCAGGCAUUCGAGCCCAUGCUGAACGCCGGGUUUCUGACAAGAGCACAGUGGUGGGCAGAAGACAACGUGAUUACAGUGAUUGCGGUCGGCGCAAUCAUUAUCACCUUUAUUGUUUUAGUGUUGAAGUACUAUUUCAACUAGACACACAAAUACGUUUGUCGCCAAAAACUGACCCCGCACGCACGUUCACUGAAGCAAUAGUUCGGUGUAAACGGCGCCGAUUUCGGUGAAGAUGUCCAGUGCUCUGUCGU
Molecule: messenger RNA, 2002 nt
Organism: Schistocerca gregaria
Lineage: Eukaryota; Metazoa; Arthropoda; Insecta; Orthoptera; Acrididae
Product: leishmanolysin homolog
Exons: 2
Coding region: 12-1892 (626 amino acids)
Biological process (GO): proteolysis; cell adhesion
Cellular component (GO): cytoplasm; membrane
Molecular function (GO): metalloendopeptidase activity
Source: RefSeq, a predicted model, not a curated record